Messenger RNA from Symbiodinium natans, 624 nucleotides. The record is from the annotation of a GenBank genome assembly. Lineage: Eukaryota; Dinophyceae; Suessiales; Symbiodiniaceae.
AUGGCUGACGCUCCGAAGCGACGGGUCGCAGACCCCGAGGGGCCUACACUCGAGCUGCUGCGUACUUUCGGCAUCGGGAACACUUCGGGCUACUACGACCGCAACAUCCGGGGCAAGUUCCUGCGGCUGGACCCGUCCAAGCUCCCUGCCAAACCGUCCAAAGGGCGAAACGCAGUGAAGGGCUCCAAGGAGGCGCGUGGCAAGGAGCAUUGGAAGCAGCUGCGGCACGAUGACUUUGCGCCUUUGCGCGCGCUCUGGGAGAAGUAUAUAGAGGACCUCUCACCAGCCAACGAUGACGAGCUCAGCGCCGUCUUAGCUCGUGCCGAUCUACACGGGAGCUGCCUCCGGGUGGCACAGGCGAAGACCCCCGGUUUGGUUCGACUCAGCGGUACAGUCAUUGAAGAGACACAGCAGACCUUCCGGAUCAUCACUGCCGAGAACCAAAUCAAGGUGCUGCCCAAAGAGAGCUGCAUCUUCGAGGUGGAGGCCCUCGGCCGCUCACUGCGGUUGCUGGGUCCUUCCUUCAUCCAGCGCUGGUCCGAAGCCAAAGGGCCGUACCGGCAAGUUGCGCAGCGCAAGCGCUUCGACGCUUUGGGCGGCGAGAGCUCGCGGGCCGGGCGCUGA